This is a messenger RNA of Phalacrocorax carbo (great cormorant), 3270 nucleotides long. Lineage: Eukaryota; Metazoa; Chordata; Aves; Suliformes; Phalacrocoracidae. The record is from RefSeq and is a predicted model, not a curated record.
UGCAGCUCCAGCGCGCUUCUCCUCGUGUCUCCCCGAUUUCGGGGGGGGUUUGCCUGUCCCGGCCACCCCACAACAUGCCUGAGCACACUGCUGCCUCAAGGCUCCGGCUCUCCGGGCUGUGCUUCCUCCUUCAAAUCCUCACCAUCAUCCUUUUUGCUGUCUUUGUCCGGUACAGCCCAGAGAGCAGCCCCGGCCUCUGCUCCCAGCAGCUGAACUGCAGCUGGAGAAACCAGGACUCGGGUUUUCAGCACCCCCGUUUCCGGGAUGUCCACCUCCAAGCUCUCCUUGGCUUCGGGCUCCUCAUGGCCUUCCUCGGCCGCUAUGGGCCGGGCAGCGUGGCCAUCAGCAUCCUCAUCGUGGCCUUCGCCAUCCAGUGGGCCGUACUGAUCCAGGGGUUUUUAUACUUCUUCCUGAAUGGCAAAAUCUACGUGGGAGCUCAGAGCAUGGUCAGUGCCGACUUCUGCACCGCAGCCGUUCUGGUCUCCUCCGGGGCUCUUCUGGGCAGGGUAAACCCUGUCCAGAUGCUGCUGCUGACCCUGCUGGGAGUCACCCUCUUCACUCUCAACGAAUACAUCCUGCUCAGUCUCAUGGGGGUAAGCGACAGCGGGGGUUCCUUGACCGUCCACACCUUCGGUGCUUAUUUCGGCUUGUUGGUUUCACGGAUCUUGCACCAGCCCCACAGGGACAAGAGGAAAGAGCAGCAGGACGCGGGGCACCAGCCAGAUGUCUUUGCUGUGGUCGGAACCAUCUACCUGUGGAUCUUCUGGCCCAGCUUCACCUCAGCCACCACAGCCCGUGACAACACGGAGCCCUGGGCACUGCUCAACGCGUACUUCUCGCUGGCGGCGAGCACCCUGGCCACCUUUGUCCUCUCGCCUGUCCUCUACGAGGAGAGCACCCUGCGGAUGGUUCAGAUCCAGGAUGCCACCUUGGCCAGCGUGGCCAUGAUGGGUAUGGCUGGGGAGAUGCUCGUCACCCCCUUCGGGGCCCUCAGCGCAGGGUUUCUGGCCGGCCUGAUCCCCCCACUCGGCUUCAGAUUCCUCACGCCCGUCCUGCGCUCCAGGCUGAAAACCCAGGACACGUGUGGGGUUCACAACAUCCACGGGCUGCCGGGGAUCCUGGGCGCCUUGCUGGGGACGCUGCUGGCGGCACUGGCCACUGCAGAUGCUUAUGGUGGCAGACUGGAGCUCGUGUUCCCGCUGGUGGCCCAGGGCAGCCGGACAGCCAGCGACCAGGCGCUCUGCCAGCUCUGCGCCCUGCCCGUCACCCUGCUGCUCGCCGCGCUCGGGGGCAGCCUCACGGGAGCCGUCCUGCAAAUGAAGGGGCUGAGGUCUCCCCCGGACACGCGGUACCUGGAAAACACGGUCCUCUGGGAGGUAAAGCGAGGGGGGGUUGCUGGUAAAAAAGGGGUUUACGGGGCUCAGGCAGCUGCAGGGUUUGGAUGCUCCUUCCCUGGCUGCCUGUGCCCUGCCUCCUCUAGCAGCAGCGUUUGGGGUGGGACACGGCUUAAUUAAAGCCCCCCAGGUCCUCCCCCAUCCAGUCCUGAUUUGCCCCGAGCAGGGCCCAUUUCUGCCCCUCUCCGUGUCUCUGUGUCUUCCUCCGCAGGUGGCUGAGGAAGGAUGCGACCCUGGGGCGAGCAGAAAGGAGCUGGGCACCAGCACCUUGGUGUAAUGACCCCGACCCCUCGGUGAGGUCCUGCACCACCGGGCUGGACCCUCUGCCGGCAUUGCCAGGGCUGGCCAGCUUCUGGCAGCCUGAAUUUCCCAGCAGCCUGCUCUGGAGACAGCCAGCCUGGUCCCCAUGUGGGGCCCAGCUCCUGGUCCCAAAGGUUUUGGGAGCAGCCGGGUGCCCACGGGCCUUUGCAGGGGGAAGAGGUGCUGCAGUGAUACGGGUGCUUGCAGUGGGAGCGACCCGCCUUGCUCCAGGGACGCCUCAGGGUGUCCAGACUUGGCUCAGUCUCUGCUCCGUGCCUCAGUUUCCCCAUCCAUUGCUCUCCAAAGAGAGGAAGGCAAUGAGGAGGCUGUGUUGGGGAAGGGGUGUACCAGGCUCCACAGAGAGCAGCAAAGACUUGCUACGGACACUUUUGCACACAGCAAUUAAAACAUAUAGAUCUUUUGUAGCUUUAGGAUUUGCCAGUGAAUUCACACAGCAUCUGCCUGGCUUUGCUGGCUGAGUUUCCUUCAGGUUUCCUUCAGGGGAGGAAAGCAAAGCCCCCGGGACCCCCCUUCACCCUAAAGACGGAUGCUGUGGGUUUCACCGUUGUUCCAUCCCCGCCAUCGUCCCCCCGCCGAGGGGGGUACCCUCCUGGAGCCGUGGCCACCAGAGGGUGCGACAGCCCUGAGCAACCAGCACCCAGGGGCAAGAGCAGGGUGACACCGGGGUCCCCAGCACAGGGGUGACCCCUGCCUUCCCCUUACCACCCACCGCCUUGCACUGGGGACUUGGCCAGGCCAAGAAAAAGCCCCCCUCCUCAAAGCAGGAGAGUCCCCCGCAGCACUCAGCCCUGUUGGGAGAGGGAUGUUCCCCUGGCUGUUGCAGUCCCCAGGUCCCCCUGCUCUCCAGGACCCCCAGCAGCACCCAGCACCCCGGCUCCACAUGCCCCCCACCCCGAGAGGCUCUCACCCUGCCUGCCUGUCCUAGGUGUGGGCAGCAGCCCCCAAACCUCCUGCCCAGGAGCUGGUUCGAGCACCCUGGGACCGUGGCAGCUCGAGCGAAGCCAAGGCGGGUCCUGCAGCACCUGGAGCAAGGGUGCAGCCCCAAAGGGCUGCCGGAGGGGCGACGGUGGCUGUGCUGGGGGUCCCCAGUGGGAGGAGGCCUGGGGGGGACCCACCUCUCGGGAGCCCAGGGGCGGCUGCCAGACGCUUUCACACCUCCGGCGCCAGACUCCGGCGCUCGCCAUGUGGGGUUCCCGCAGGCACAGGGGUCCCCAGCUGCCAGCACCAUCCCCUGGGGAGGGGGCCACAUCCCCAUCCUUCGCAGAGGGGUCAGGGGGCCCAGGGCCAGCGCAGUGAGGUUUGGGGUGAGCGAUUCGCUACCCAACCAAAGUAGCCGCAUUCAGGACCAUCUUGUUUUAAUAUGUGUCGCCGUUGAAACACAAAGGUUUUUUAAAAUGAUUGCAUCAAAGAGGCAAAAAGUGAAUAAAAGUCAUUUGGUUGCAGGCUGCCCAUAAAACAUCACUUUUAAACAGGGCUUUUUAUCCUUUCUAAAAGGAAUUAAAUCAAAUGAGAGAAAACCUGGAGUGUGAAGCAUUGCUCUGCAGCAGAAAUUCAA